AUGGCUCAAGAAGGUCGAAACAUGGAUGAGCCGGUUGUGCUUGUAGAGGAAAAAGGUUCUGUGAGAUUGACUACUCUUAACCGGCCUCGUCAGCUAAAUGUCAUCUCUUCUCAAGUGGUUCGCAAGCUUGCAGAAUAUCUCGAAAUGUGGGAGAAGGACGACGAAACUAAGCUUAUAUUGAUCAAGGGUGCAGGGAGAGCUUUUUCCGCAGGUGGUGAUCUGAAGAUGUUUUAUGACGGCCGGGAAUCAAAGGAUUCUUGCCUUGAGGUUGUUUACCGUAUGUAUUGGCUUUGUUAUCAUAUCCACACAUACAAGAAGACACAGGUUUCUCUUGUUAAUGGAAUAUCAAUGGGUGGAGGUGCAUCAUUGAUGGUCCCAAUGAAGUUUUCGGUUGUGACAGAGAAAACUGUUUUUGCAACUCCAGAAGCAAGUAUCGGGUUUCACACUGAUUGUGGCUUUUCUUACAUCCAUUCACGUCUUCCUGGUCACUUAGGAGAAUUCAUGGCUUUAACUGGGGCAAGAUUGAACGGCAAAGAGCUUAUAGCAAUUGGAAUGGCAACACAUUUUGUACCUUCUGUUAAAUUGGUGGAACUGGAGGCACGGCUUAUGAGUUUAGACUCGGGAGACACGGAUGUAGUCCGAUCCACAAUUGAAGAGUUCUCCGAGGAAGUCAACAUCGACCAAGACAGCAUCCUUAACAAGCAGUCAAUAAUUAAUGAGUGCUUCUCAAAAGAAAGUGUGAAAGAGAUCAUACAAGCAUUUGAAGCUGAAGCAAGCAAAGAGGGAAGCGAGUGGAUAACUCCAGUCAUCAAAGGUCUAAAACGAUCGUCUCCCACAGGGUUGAAGAUAACCCUACAAUCGAUCCGUGAAGGUAGAAAGCAAACACUGAGUGAUUGCCUCAAGAAGGAGUUUCGGCUCACCGUGAAUAUCUUGAGGAACACAAUAUCCCCUGACGUGUAUGAGGGUAUAAGAGCUCUAACCAUAGACAAAGACAAUUCUCCAAAGUGGAAUCCAGCGACAUUAGAUGAAGUAGAUGACGAGAAAAUCAACUUGGUGUUUAAGCCUUUGGAGGAUGAUAUUGAGCUUCUUAUCCCUGAAACAGAAGAAAACAGUGAGCCAUUGGAAAUUCACAGGUGGGGAGGCAAGUACGAGACUUCAGGGUGUGCAUCAGUACGAGGAUAG
Messenger RNA from Arabis nemorensis, 1182 nucleotides. NCBI's taxonomy places the organism in Eukaryota, Viridiplantae, Streptophyta, Magnoliopsida, Brassicales, Brassicaceae. The record is from the annotation of a GenBank genome assembly.